AUGUCUCUUGGUAACAGCUCGGUGGAUUUCCUCUCUGCGCUCUGGAACUUCUCGGUGGAGGACGGCGUGGGGGAGAGCGGCGCACGCCACAGAGCCAUGGCACACAAGCCCACGGUGCGAGCGCUGCUCUCAGUCUCCUACUCCAUCAUCAUCAUCAUCUCUCUGUUUGGGAAUGCAGUGGUGUGUCAUGUGGUGGUGAAGAGCAAGCGCAUGCACUCGGUGACCGGAGUCUUCAUCAUGAACCUGGCCAUCGCCGACAUCCUCAUCACCCUCCUCAACACUCCGUUCACUCUGGUACGCUUCAUCUACAGUACAUGGGUGUUUGGGAAAGUGAUGUGUCAUGUGAGCCGCUUUGCUCAGUACUGCUCCGUUCAUGUGUCUGUGUUCACUCUUGUAGCUAUUGCCAUUGAUCGACACCAGGUGGUGCUGCACCCAAUGAAGCAAAGGAUGUCCCGCCUCCAGGGUGUGGUCUGGGUUGGGGUGAUUUGGUUAAUGGCUACAUGUUUCUCUCUUCCGCAUGCCAUCUACCAAACUCUGCUGCACUUCAAGAUCGGCGAGGGGAACGUGAGGACUGUUUGUCUGCCCAGCUUCCCCCAGCCAUCGGACCUGUUCUGGAAGUACCUGGACCUCACCACCUUCGUCCUGCUCUAUGUGCUGCCUCUGGCGAUCAUCACCGUUGCUUACGUUGUUAUGGCAAAAAAGCUGUGGGCUCGUAACGCCAUCGGCGACGUGACCCUGGCCCAGAGCUACGCCCACCGCCGGAGGAAGAGGAUGACGAUGAAGAUGCUGAUAGCAGUGGUAGCGGUUUUUGCUGUCUGCUGGUUCCCGCUGAACUGCUACGUGGUUCUGCUGUCAAGCAAAGUGAUUGAGGCGAACAACGGCAUAUACUUCAGCUUCCACUGGCUGGCCAUGAGCUCCACCUGCUAUAACCCCUUCAUCUACUGCUGGCUAAACCACAACUUCAGAGCUGAGAUCAGGUCACUGCCGCUCAUCGGUCGCAAACGCAAAGUCAGCAGCAGUCAGCACACUUGAAGA
Molecule: messenger RNA, 1035 nt
Organism: Clarias gariepinus (North African catfish)
Lineage: Eukaryota; Metazoa; Chordata; Actinopteri; Siluriformes; Clariidae
Gene: gpr83
Product: G protein-coupled receptor 83
Exons: 4
Coding region: 1-1032 (343 amino acids)
Biological process (GO): neuropeptide signaling pathway
Cellular component (GO): membrane
Molecular function (GO): neuropeptide Y receptor activity
Source: RefSeq, a predicted model, not a curated record